AUGGAUUUCAGUCUUUUGGGACCACCAGUACGUUAUUCUCAGUUUCCUUUAAUAGUAGAACGAUCGUUAAAUCACCGUAGGAAAAUAUAUUUCAUAUUUGCUAUUUUUGGAGGCAUAUUAUUAUUCAUAAUUAUAAUUCUUUCUCACUUAAUAAUAUCAAAAUAUUUUAAUCAACAAAAACAAACAACAACGAAAGAAGUAGAAGUUAGAACAACAGUUUCUACUACCACAAUUCAGAGUAAAAGAUUGCCAAUCGUAUCUAUUUAUGCACAAUGCUCUGCUAGUAACUGUCCUAAUAGUAGAACGUGUUGUCCUAAUAAUAAGCUGGCGACAAAAAUGCAUUGUUGUGAACAAAAUACUCCAAUCUGUUGUUCACCAGAUCAAGGCUGGUGUUGUCGGAUAAAGACACCAGUAUGCUGUGGAAAGUAUAAUUGUUGUCCUUUAAAUACAACUUGUUGUACAAUUCGAGGAAUUGAAGACUGUUGCCCAGUCAGUGUCAAUACUUCAAUUACCAAUGAACUUGCUAUUUUAUAG
Molecule: messenger RNA, 534 nt
Organism: Adineta ricciae
Lineage: Eukaryota; Metazoa; Rotifera; Eurotatoria; Adinetida; Adinetidae
Source: the annotation of a GenBank genome assembly